AUGGCGGGCUGGCUCCUGCCCCCCAACGCCAGCCAGGCUCUGGGCAUGGAGGACAUCCCCCCCUUCCACCCACCACUGUGGGUGCCCCCGCAGCACACGGUGACACGGGUGCCCGUCAUCCGCCACCGCGGCUCCAACACGCUGAAUUUCGACUUCCACAACCCGGCAACCCACAACGUGGCCGAGCGCAGCUGGGCAGCCCCCAGGAGCUCAGCGAGCGAGUGGUACCAGACCUGGCCAGCCAAGGAGGCGAAGGCACCCAGCACCCCGGCGCCCGCCGGCCCCAUGCCCAGCCCCGGGGCCACCCCUGCCUGCCCCCAGCCGCCGGGCUGGUCGGCCACCUGGACCAAGGACAGCAAACGUCGGGAGAGGCGCUGGGUGAAGUACGACGGCAUCGGGCCGGUGGAUGAGACGGGGAUGCCCAUCGCCUCGCGCUCGAGCGUCGACCGGCCCCGUGACUGGUACCGCAGCAUGUUCCGGCAGAUCCACCGCAAGCUGCCAGAGCCGGACUGGGAUGCCCAUCGCUGCCCCACGGAUAGGCUCAGCCCCUCACCCACCACAGUGCCUCCGUGUCCCCCCGAGCCGCGGAGGAAAGGGCCAUCACUGGCCGAGCCCCCCGGCAUGCCCAACGGGCUGGACUGGCCCAGCUGGGGUGACACCGGUGCCACCGCGGAGCCUGGCAGCAUUUUUGACUACGAACCAGGGAAAUCCUUGGUGCUGGAGCAGCCACAGCAGCCCCCGGCAGCGGUGCCGCUGGCGCGGGCUCAGCCCAUCGAGGUGCUGCUGGAGCAGGAGCUGGAGCAGCUCAGCGAGGAGCUGGACAAGGACAUGAGGGCCAUGGAGAGUCACCGGCACCCCUGCCAGCGGGGACGUGCCACCGGCACCACCGGCAAACUUUGGACCCGUCACGCCUGGCCGACUCCAGGACAAGACCCCGGGGGGACGCAGCCGGGGGACCCUGGCGUCCUGGUCUCGGGGCACCCAGGGGUCCUGGCCAGAGGCCCCCCCCCCCCGCCCGCCAGCUCCGGCAUGGAGCGGGGUGGCCUGGGGCUGGCCAGCGAUCGGAGCCGUGCAGCCCCCAGCAGAGACACCCUGAGGCCAGGGACCCUCCCCAGCCUGUCCGACAUGGGGGACCCCACGGAGGCCAUCAGGAAGGAGGAGAAGAAGAUGAAAGCCGCUCGCCUCAAGUUUGACUUCCAAGCCGAGUCACCCAAGGAGCUGACGCUGCAGAAGGGGGACAUCGUCUACAUCCAUAAGGAGGUGGACAGGAACUGGCUGGAGGGCGAGCACCACGGCCGCGUGGGCAUCUUCCCCUCCAACUACGUGGAGAUCCUGCCCCCCACGGAGGUGCCCAAACCCAUCAAGGCGCCCACCAUCCAGGUGCUGGAGUACGGGGAGGCCCUGGCGCUCUACAACUUCCGAGGGGAGCUGCCCGUCGAGCUCUCCUUCCGCAAGGGCGAGCGGAUCUGCCUGGUGCGGCGGGUGGAUGAGAACUGGUACGAGGGGCGCAUCUCUGGCACCAGCCGUCAGGGCAUCUUCCCUGCCACCUACGUUCAGGUGCUGAAGGAGCCGCGGGUGAAAGCCACCGCCGAGGACUUCCCACCCUCGCCCGCCUCCGCCAGCCCCCGGCCCCCCCACGCAGCCCCGGGGGCACCCACCAGCACCCGCCCCGAGCCCGCCCCGUCCUACAACGGCUCCGAAAUCCAGUGGACGCCGUACCGGGCGCUGUACCAGUACCGGCCCCAAAACGCCGACGAGCUGGAGCUGCUGGAGGGGGACCGCGUGGACGUCAUGCAGCAGUGCGACGACGGCUGGUUUGUGGGUGUGUCCAGGAGAACGCAGAAAUUCGGCACUUUCCCCGGCAAUUACGUGGCGCCGGUGUGA
Messenger RNA from Nipponia nippon (crested ibis), 1884 nucleotides. Lineage: Eukaryota; Metazoa; Chordata; Aves; Pelecaniformes; Threskiornithidae. The record is from RefSeq and is a predicted model, not a curated record.